GCCCGGCCCCGUCGAAUCAAAACCACCACCGUGUGCUCGUUUUACCCCUCACGGAAAAUUUCCCGUCUCCCCGUCUCGUCUCGCUUCGCCCCCAACCUCCCCUGCGCAGCCCCCAGAUCCGGCACCGCCCGCUCCUCGAUCCCCGCGCCCCACGCCCGUAGGUCGGGGGUUGCGUUGCGCCCCGGGCAGGAGGAGGAGCGCCAUGGCGGCGCCGCCGGCGAGGGCCCGGGCCGACUACGACUACCUUAUUAAGCUGCUCCUCAUUGGGGAUAGCGGUGUCGGCAAGAGUUGCCUCCUAUUGCGGUUCUCCGAUGGUUCCUUCACUACAAGCUUUAUUACCACAAUUGGUAUUGAUUUUAAGAUAAGAACAAUAGAGUUGGAUGGCAAGCGCAUCAAGCUACAGAUUUGGGACACAGCAGGCCAAGAACGCUUCCGGACCAUUACCACUGCAUACUACCGAGGAGCUAUGGGCAUCCUGCUGGUUUAUGACGUCACUGAUGAGUCUUCUUUUAACAACAUCCGAAACUGGAUUCGGAACAUUGAGCAACACGCCUCUGAUAAUGUCAACAAAAUAUUGGUUGGCAAUAAGGCAGAUAUGGAUGAGAGCAAAAGGGCUGUACCUACUGCAAAAGGACAAGCGCUUGCUGAUGAGUACGGGAUCAAGUUCUUUGAAACUAGUGCCAAGACAAACCUUAACGUGGAGCAAGUGUUUUUCUCCAUUGCACGUGACAUCAAGCAGAGGCUUGCCGAGACAGAUUCCAAGCCUGAGGACAAGGCAAUCAAGAUUAACAAGCCGGAUGCCACCGAGACACCAGUUGGCCAGAAAUCUGCUUGCUGCGGCUCAUAAGCGAAGCACAAUGUCUGUGGUCGUUGGUUAUUUGACUUUAUUUAUUUCCCGCUUGGCUGUUAUAGGAAGAAUUUGAAGAAGCCACUUUGAUAUACUGAUGUGGUUGUACUUGUGUUUGCUUCCCCUCUUUGAAGCAACCACCUCUUGCUGUUGACGUAGCUAUUGCUAUUGCCGGGAGCUAUUGCACUCUGGAUUUCGGUCCAUUGAAAAACCUCCCCCCUCCCUACAGUGUGUAAUGAAUGAAAUCCAUGUCGUUGGGUUUGCAUUUUAUCGAUCAAUGCAUGGAAUAAGGUGUUGCUCUGCGUGCA
Messenger RNA from Setaria italica (foxtail millet), 1155 nucleotides. RefSeq names its product ras-related protein RABE1c. Bases 203 to 847 code for a protein of 214 amino acids. The record is from RefSeq and is a predicted model, not a curated record. NCBI's taxonomy places the organism in Eukaryota, Viridiplantae, Streptophyta, Magnoliopsida, Poales, Poaceae. Gene Ontology annotation, cellular component: plasma membrane. The transcript is spliced from 9 exons. Gene Ontology annotation, biological process: regulation of exocytosis; protein secretion. Gene Ontology annotation, molecular function: GTP binding; GTPase activity.